This is a messenger RNA of Funneliformis mosseae, 499 nucleotides long. Lineage: Eukaryota; Fungi; Glomeromycota; Glomeromycetes; Glomerales; Glomeraceae. The record is from the annotation of a GenBank genome assembly.
CUCGGAAAUUUGCUUUGGAACACCAUUCACGCGUCGCUACAAUUAUUCUCAUAAUCAUAUUGGUUAUCGUAUUGAACUUGUCUCUGCUAGUCUUAUAAGCGGUCGUUGGAUUACAUCAAAUGAUGACAAUUACAGAAUUAGCUGUGAACCACAAAUUUACCAUCUUAAAAAUGGUCAGGCAGAGGCUUUUUCUAGUGUUACAAGUAGUUUUCUCGGUGGUGUGAAAGGUUUUGCCAUCUUUUACAUUAAUGAUGGCAAGUUUAGCAAUUUCAUUAUCUCCUGGUCGGUUCCUACAAUUGGCUCUCCCAAAUAUGAAAUCCUUGGUCAUGAUCUAUCGGACUGCUUCUCAAAAGAUGAUCCGUCCGAAAGAAGAAAUAUGCUUCACAGUGUUCCAAAUCUUGACCCUCCAAAUUAUGCUCCACCAGCAUACUCCUCCUACUCUAGCAUUCCAAAUCGGGAAUCCGGAAACAGGCACUCCAAUAAUAACCCAUUCCGUUAA